Messenger RNA from Arabidopsis arenosa, 1926 nucleotides. The record is from the annotation of a GenBank genome assembly. Lineage: Eukaryota; Viridiplantae; Streptophyta; Magnoliopsida; Brassicales; Brassicaceae.
CCAAUUUUUCCUUUUUGUUGUUCAACGAAAAUCUGAUUUCAUACCCAAUUCCCGGGCCAAAUCCAUCUAAAGUUUGGUGCUUUUCGUUUUGGGAUUACUUCGAUUCCUAAAUCUGAUUUAGGGUUUUAAUCAAUUCGGCAAUCGGGUUUCUUGGGAUGAAGUAUUCGGAGUUUCGGAUUUAUUGAUUUUCAUGAUCCAGGUGCUAAUUAAGGAAAAAAGAGGUUUCUUUUUUGAUAUUGAUAUUUGGGAAAUUUUGAGGUUUGAGAGAGAUCAGAGAAGAUGGAUCUUGUAAUCGGUGGGAAAUUUAAGCUUGGAAGGAAAAUUGGUAGUGGAUCAUUUGGAGAGCUUUAUCUAGGUGUAAAUGUUCAAACAGGAGAAGAAGUUGCUGUCAAGUUGGAAAAUGUGAAGACCAAGCAUCCACAACUUCAUUAUGAGUCAAAGUUGUAUAUGCUGCUUCAAGGAGGAUCUGGUAUUCCGAACCUCAAGUGGUUUGGAGUUGAAGGUGAUUACAGCGUAAUGGUUAUUGACCUUCUAGGUCCUAGUCUUGAAGACUUGUUUAACUAUUGCAACAGGAAGUUCACAUUGAAAACGGUUCUCAUGCUUGCCGACCAAUUACUUAACAGGGUUGAGUAUAUGCAUACUCGAGGUUUCCUUCACCGUGAUAUAAAACCUGACAACUUUUUAAUGGGACUUGGACGCAAAGCAAAUCAGGUGUAUAUCAUUGAUUUCGGACUAGGGAAGAAAUACAGAGACCUUCAGACUCACAAGCACAUUCCUUACAGAGAAAAUAAAAAUCUCACUGGGACAGCUCGGUAUGCAAGUGUCAACACUCACCUUGGAGUCGAACAAAGUCGAAGGGAUGAUUUGGAAUCACUUGGUUAUGUUCUUAUGUAUUUUCUCAAAGGAAGCUUACCAUGGCAGGGAUUAAAAGCUGGGACAAAGAAGCAGAAGUAUGACAGAAUCAGCGAGAAGAAAGUGUCAACUCCUAUAGAGGUGUUGUGUAAAAACCACCCGUCUGAAUUCGUUUCAUACUUUCAUUACUGCCGAUCUUUACGGUUUGAUGACAAACCUGAUUACUCUUACCUCAAGAGGCUUUUCCGUGACUUGUUCAUCCGAGAAGGUUAUCAAUUCGAUUAUGUAUUUGACUGGACAGUCCUAAAGUAUCCUCAAAUCGGAAGUAGCUCUGGUUCUAGUUCACGAACAAGGCAUCAUACAACAGCGAAACCAGAUCCUAUCGAAAGACAAGAGAGGAUCCCAGGAAAGGAAACAACCCGUUAUAAAAUCCCAGGUGCAGUAGAGGCAUUCUCCCGAAGACACCCGACUACAACUUCUACGCCACGUGAUCGUUCCAGAUCAAGAAACUCAGAUGACGGACCUUUCUCUAAGCAGACACACGGAGACUCCGAAAGAGCAAACAGUUCCUCAAGAUACAGAGCAUCUUCUUCUAGGAAAGCCGUUGCUGCUUCAAGCUCCCGGCCAAGUUCUGCAGGUGGACCAAGCGAAAGCCGAGCUUCAAGUCGUCUGGUUUCAUCAAGCGGCGGUGGUGGCAGCGGUAGUGGUAAUGGCCGUCCCUCGACUAGCCAGAGAGUCCAAGCUGGAUAUGAAUCCAAGACUUUGUCUUUCUCUCGUGCAACAGCUUCAAGAAACACUAGGGAAGAUCAAUUGAGAAGCUUCGAGCUUCUCUCUCUUCGGAAAUAAAGCUAAAUGAUGAAGAGAGAGAGACAGCAAACUCCAUGAAAAACCCAAAGAAAUUACCUAUGAGAAAGAUGAGAAUCUUGGUUUGAGGGAAUUCAUAUAUUUGAGCUGAUGAAAUCCUCAGAUCUUUUACAUGUAAUUUCAGCUUCAGCUUGCAGAGAUCUUUCCCACCACUCGUCGUUUGUUUAUGUAAUCGUGAUGUGUUAGACAAAAUAACAAUCAAAAUGUAGA